AUAAAACCCGCUAAACCAAUUACUAUCAUAUUCCCCAUUAUUCUCAAUUCAUCUCACGAUUUGCCUCAGAAGUUAAUACGCCAUGAGCGAACCUCGAAAGAAUCAGGUUUCGUUGCGAGGUUCAAGUGCGAAAGAGAUUUCGAGGGAUGUGCUUUUGGAAAAAGUUUCACAAGAGAGAGCGUUGAGGAAUUUUACUCGGCGAGCUACUGCUGCCGCGCUCUUAAUUCAGAGAGCUUGGCAGCGGUACAAUGUUAAAAAACGUAUAUCCCUGGAGUUUCAGCAGCAGUGGGAAUCAUUGAUAAAGAGUCAUCUUGCUCCUCUAAAGAAAUUGUCUAUAUCCAGCCAAGUUCUGAGGCCUUUUCUUUUCUUUACUACAUUCUUGUUGGCGCGAUAUCCAAGAAUCCAACCCAGAGAAAAAGAUUGCAUCAGGAGUUGCUUUAAAGUUAUCCUGGAGAGCAUAAACUCAACCAAUCCUGAUGAAAACUUUUGCUCAAUGGCUACUGGAACAGUGGAAGAGAGAAAAGUUUGGAAUUAUCAAGCAAAGAAGUUGAUUACCAUUUGCUUGUUUAUUUUAACAGAAUAUGAUAAUUCUUGUCACAAGAGUAAUGAUGUUUUACUCGCAUCAUUGGCAAUGCGCUUGGCAGUAAUUCUGACCGACGUGAAAGGUUGGAAGUGCAUCAGCAAUACCAAUAUACAGGGUGCAUUAAUGGCUGUUAGGGAUUUAGUUCAGUUCAUGGGAAGUAUUAGAAGUGGACUAUACAAUUCUGUAAGGAAGUACAUAUGUAAACUUGAGGCUCCUAGUUCCUUUCAGUCGACUUUGUCUUCUCAGACAGAUGAGCAGUUAUUGAUAACUGCAAGUGCAAUUACUUUAGCACUACGGCCAUUUCAUAUCGCAAACCUAGUUGCGGAUAAUAAAAAUGAAUUACUAGAAGUUCAGAGUGCUGCUGAGCAAUACUGUAUUUAUCUACUCACAAUACCUUGGUUUGCUCAACGGUUACCAGUGGUGUUGAUUCCGCCUUUGAAACACAAGUCUGUGUUAACACCUUGCUUGAGGAUCCUAUUGAUGUCAAAGGAGCAAAUUCUAAAGGAUAUGUCAGAUAUGGAUCAGAUGACAAAUUUUUCUCACAACAGGGUGAUGCCACCAGUUGGUUGGGCUCUUGGAAACUUUAUAUACCUUGCUGCAGGCAGUGAAAGCAAUAUCUUAGAUUCUGGAAAGUUAGUGUCUGGUUUAGACCGUCAAUCCUAUGUUCGUGUAGUGAUUAUGCUGGCGGAGAAAUUGUUGUCUCAGAUAGAAAGGGCUGGAUGGGUGAGAAAAGAGAACCAAGAAGUUCAAGGUGACGGAAAUUCUGUUGAAGCCGAGACAACUUUUGGAUCCUUGAAGAUGUCAUAUAUGGGCCUCUUUAAGCCUGUUUGGCUGCAGAGGCACCUGAUGGAACUUUUAGUGUUGGAGAAAGAUGGUCUCUUUCAGAAAGCUGAAAGUCUACCCUCAUGCGGAGCGGAAUCUUCUGGGAGCUGUGAAUUGCUUGAUGUUGCUUACUACUAUUCAUGGAUGCUCAGAAUAUUUUCUAUUUUGAAUCCGGUGCUAGGGGCAAUGCCAGUCCUCAACAUGCUAUCUUUUACUCCUGGGUUUCUUUCUAACCUGUGGGGAACCCUCGAUGAAUCACUUUUUCAAGGAAAGAAUCUUGUCAGUAGGGGCAAAUAUUUGGAUGAAAGUACAGUUUCUGAAAACAAGAUUCUUGAAGUUUCUGAGAGAAAGCAAAAGCAUUCUUCUAAAGAUAUAGGCAGCAAAUGGGCUAGUGUAUUUCAAAAGAUUACUGGGAAAUCACAAACUGAGUUCAAAAGUGUGGAUCCAGUUGGUGGAAAAUCAAAUACAGUGCACAUUGACGAGCAUUAUUCUGAUAUGUGGGACAUUGAACUGCUAAGGCAGGGCCCUGAUGGCCUAUCACAAGAUUUGUCUUGCUUACUACAUCUGUUUUGCGCUAGUUAUUCACACCUGUUGUUAGUUCUUGAUGACCUGGAGUUUUAUGAGAAGCAGGUCCCCUUUACAUUGGAGCAGCAGCAGAAAAUUGUGUCGGUGCUGAAUACAUUGGUUUAUAAUACAAUGUCGCACAGUAUUGGUCCUAAAAGUAGACCUCUGACGGAUUCUGCUAUCAAAUGUCUUCAUUUAUUGUAUGAAAGGGAUUGCAGGCACCAAUUUUGCCCUCCUACUUUGUGGCUUUCACCAGGUAGAAAUAAUCGGCCGCCCAUCGCUGUAGCUGCUAGGACUCAUGAAGUUUUAUCAGCUACUUCAAACGGUGAUGAUGCCUCAACCUCUCCGUGCAUGGGCUCCAUCAUUACUGUUAUUCCACACAUCUUCCCUUUUGAAGAAAGGGUUGAGAUGUUCAGAGAAUUCAUCAACAUGGAUAAAGCAUCAAGAAAAAUGGCUGGUGAAGUUGUUGGACCUGGUGCACGUUCCGUCGAGAUAGUAAUUCGUCGUGGUCAUAUUGUUGAAGAUGGAUUUCAGCAGCUAAAUAACUUAGGAUCAAGGUUAAAGUCCAGCAUCCACGUCUCUUUCGUGAAUGAGUCUGGUCUUCCAGAGGCUGGCCUGGACUAUGGUGGGUUAUCCAAGGAAUUCUUGACAGAAAUAGCCAAAGCAGCCUUCUCACCUGAGUAUGGUCUGUUCACUCAGACCUUGACUUCAGAUAGACAUCUAAUUCCUAAUACAGCUGCAAGAUUUUUGGACAAUGGAAUUCAGAUGAUCGAGUUUCUGGGGAGAAUCGUUGGCAAAGCACUCUAUGAAGGAAUAUUGCUAGAUUAUUCCUUUUCACAUGUUUUUGUUCAAAAGCUGUUGGGCCGCUAUAGCUUUCUUGAUGAAUUAUCUACACUUGACCCUGAGCUAUACAGGAAUCUUAUGUAUGUUAAGCACUAUGAUGGUGAUGUCAAGGACCUCGCAUUGGAUUUUACAGUUACUGAAGAGUCAUUGGGGAAACACAUUGUUAUUGAGCUUAAACCUGGUGGCAAGGAUAUUUCUGUAACGAAAGAGAACAUGUUGCAAUAUGUUCACGCAAUGGCAGAUUUUAAAUUAAAUCGGCAGAUACUUCCUUUCUCAAAUGCAUUUUAUAGAGGAUUGACGGACCUUAUAUCCCCUUCCUGGUUAAAGUUGUUUAAUGCAAGUGAAUUUAAUCAGUUGCUUUCAGGGGGAAACCAUGAUAUUGACAUUGAUGAUUUAAGGAAAAAUACGCGCUAUACUGGAGGUUACACAGAAGGGAGUCGGACAGUUAAACUCUUUUGGGAGGUAUUUGCGAGUUUUGAACCAAAAGAACGGUGUUUGCUGCUUAAGUUUGUGACAAGUUGUUCUCGAGCUCCUUUGCUUGGAUUCAAAUAUCUGCAGCCAACCUUCACCAUUCACAAGGUUUCUUGUGAUUUGCCACUAUUGGCAACAUUCGGGGGACAGGAUGUUGAUCGGCUCCCUUCAGCUUCUACUUGCUACAACACCCUCAAGCUUCCAACAUACAAACGCCAGAAUACCUUGAGAGCAAAGCUUCUAUAUGCUAUCAAUUCCAAUGCUGGUUUUGAACUUUCAUAACCAUUGUGCAGGUAAAGUGGUUCUCUCUUUGUUUGUAAACACAAGAGCUAGCAAAAGAUCACCCCUCUCCUUCCUCGACACCAAAAGAAAGAAGAUACCAGAAGAUUAAAUUAUUAUUAUUUUUAUGACAAAUGGAAUGCUUAAUAACUUACUUUAAACAAGUCCGUCCUUUUUUUUUCUUUUAAAAAUCUGGGUAGGAAAUCAAGUAGAAUAUAUAGUGUUGACUAGAGCUCAUCUCAUGGGACGACUCAAAGACAUACAUAAUACUGUUCUUUCCGUUGACAUCAAAUACCGAAAAACAGACGUGUUGUACUUUACUGUAACUGCUUUUAUAUAGAUAUAUGAAAUAAGACUGACUAAAGCCUCUUUCAAUUUUAAAAGUAAUAAGCAAUAUCAUACAAAGUAGACAGUUUCUGCAGCUUUGAGGCUUUAAGAGAUGAGGUCAAAGCCCUGUUCCAACAGGCUUUGGGCUAACUUCUCAUUGGCCGAUUCUGAGGGAUGAAAUCCAUCCCAGAAGACAUAAUUUGUAGCAUUGGAGCAUGUUCCAAUGGACCUGGCAUUACAAAGGAAUGAUGUUUCUAUUGUACCAGUCCCGCAGCAACCCUUCCUUGAUUCAAAAAAUCCUGGAAAAGAGGAAUAUUAUCAGCAAAAAACUUUCGUAAUUGACCUUUUUGAUUUUAGAGUACAGUAGCAGGAAACCCAUUUUAGAAAUUUACAUUUCUUCCUAAUGUCAAGUUUCAAGAAAUGAGACACAUUUUUUUAAAAAAAUGUUGACAAUAAAAUUCUGUACAUAUUAGUGCUUUGCAAAACUUUUGAAGGGUAAGCGAGUUUGAGAAAAAGGGAGGAAAAGGAGAAGGGAGAAAUGGUUUCGGCAUCUUACCUCUUUCUGCAGGUUUUGUGAUCAGAUCAAAGAGAGGCUGGUAGAUGUCGAAGACUACGAGCUUGAUGCCAGGAAGCUUGCUCUUUAACUUUUGAGUUGUCCUGUUGAGCUUAAUGUUGAAAGAUAUUGCAUCUUUGUUCAGUUUUGCAACACACUUGUUGGUUCCUCUACCGAACAAAGUAAUGGCAGCUGGCAAACAACCAGUUGGUGGCAGAGUUGUGACCCCAAUCCUCCUUGCUCCCAGAUCAUAGAGGUUCUGUCCAUAGAUCGCUGCUGAUAUUAACAUGCUGAUUGGCUUGUGUAUAAUUGAACAAUUUACAUAUAAUAUUUCUUAGUUUGUGAUAUAUAAAUACAGCUUGAUCUCAUUUCUUAGUUUCAGGAUAAGUCUACCUGGUGCUCAAGUGUAUGCCAUUUUUGUACAUCCUGUAACAAUCCCAAUUUUCUGUAAUGUUAUAAGUGCUUGUUAUGAUUCA
Solanum dulcamara is the source of this 4918-nucleotide messenger RNA. Its product is annotated as E3 ubiquitin-protein ligase UPL7. Bases 83 to 3565 code for a protein of 1160 amino acids. NCBI's taxonomy places the organism in Eukaryota, Viridiplantae, Streptophyta, Magnoliopsida, Solanales, Solanaceae. The record is from RefSeq and is a predicted model, not a curated record. Gene Ontology annotation, biological process: ubiquitin-dependent protein catabolic process; protein polyubiquitination. Gene Ontology annotation, molecular function: ubiquitin protein ligase activity. The transcript has 14 exons.